This is a messenger RNA of Fusarium mangiferae, 672 nucleotides long. RefSeq lists its product as uncharacterized. The record is from RefSeq and is a predicted model, not a curated record. Gene Ontology annotation, biological process: cellular response to carbon dioxide; carbon utilization; cellular response to oxidative stress. The coding region runs from base 1 to 672 and encodes 223 amino acids. The transcript has a single exon. Gene Ontology annotation, molecular function: zinc ion binding; carbonate dehydratase activity. NCBI's taxonomy places the organism in Eukaryota, Fungi, Ascomycota, Sordariomycetes, Hypocreales, Nectriaceae. Gene Ontology annotation, cellular component: cytoplasm.
AUGGCCGAAAAGGACAUCACAAAGUAUCUCCAGCAGAGCCACGACCGGCUCUUCCACAACAACCGCGCCUGGGCCGAGAACAAGGCAAAGGUCAACCCUGACUUCUUCAAGAACCUCGCCGCCGGCCAAGCACCCGAGUACCUCUGGAUCGGAUGCGCCGACUCCCGCAUCCCCGCCGAGCAGAUCUGCGGCCUUGAGCCCGGCGAGGCAUUUAUCCACCGCAACAUUGCCAACCUCGUGUGCAACACGGACCUCAACGCUAUGGGCGUGAUCAACUACGCCGUCAAGCACCUCGGCGUCAAGCACAUCAUCGUCUGUGGUCACUACGGCUGCGGAGGUGUCAAGGCGGCUAUGACCCCCCAGGACCUCGGCCUGCUGAACCCGUGGCUUCGCAACAUCCGCGACGUGUACCGCCUUCACGAGAAGGAGCUCGAUGCGAUCGAGGACGAGAGCGCUCGCUACGACCGCUUGGUCGAGCUGAAUGUCGUCGAGCAGUGUCGCAACGUCAUCAAGUCUGCUGAUGUCCAGCAGUCGUGGCACGAGAACCAGUAUCCCAUUGUCCACGGAUGGGUGUUUGGUUUCAAGGACGGACUUCUCAAGGAUCUUAAGAUUGACUUUGAGGCUGUGUUGGCCGACAUCCAAAAGAUUUACAACCUUGUUGACAAGAAAUAA